CGGGGGCUGGAGCCGCCGCGACCCGCAGCGCCGGGCGAGGUGGGUGCACCAGGGGCUCCCCCGCCUUUAUCCAUGGGGCUGGGGGUGCCCCUCUCCUGAGCGAGGCUGCGGAUUGGGUUGGGGGGGUUUGCUUCCUUUUCCUUCUGGCCGUUCAACCCCCUCCCUUCAAGCUCUGCAGCUUCGCGCACAGACUCCUCGCAGAGAUGGAGUUUGACUCGUACCAACACUACUUCUACGACCACGACGCCCAGGAGGAUUUCCACCGCUCCACGGCACCCAGCGAGGACAUCUGGAAGAAGUUCGAGCUGGUACCCACGCCCCCGCUGUCCCCCCUGGGCACCCCCGGGGAGAAGAGCUGCUGCUCGGGGGCUGAGGAGCGCUCGGGCUGGUUCUCCCGCUACUGCCUGGCCGGGGAAGAGCCGGAAUAUUUGAUCGGGACGGGGCAGAUCUUCGGGAACCUGAGCGCUUUCAUCCUCAAGGACUGCAUGUGGAGUGGGUUUUCAGCCCGGGAGAGACUUGAGAAGGCGAUGACGGAGAAACUUUCCACGGGCACUCAAAGGGCCACCCCCCACAAGCCUUCCUUCGCGCAGGAUUUGGGGUUCAGCAGCUCAGUCAGCGAGUGUGUGGAUCCCGCUGCCGUCUUCCUCUGCCCACUGGCCGAGAGCAAGAUCCCCCCGUCCUCGGGCUCCGAGGGCCAAAGCGAUUCUGAAGGGGAGGAGAUCGAUGUGGUGACAGUGGAGAAGAGGCAGUCCCUCAGCCUGAGGAAGCCGGUCACCAUCACCUUGCGUGCCGACCCCCUGGACCCCUGCAUGAAACGCUUCCACAUCUCCGUCCACCAGCAGCAGCACAACUACGCCGCUCGCUCACCGCCGGAUGCCUGUCCCCCGCCAGAGCCCCCCCAGCAGGACGAGGAGCAGCCACCGAGCACCACGGAGCCGGAGCCGGCCCCUGCCGUGGCGCUGCCCGAGCCCGGCUUGCCGAAAGCCGGCAGCAGCCCCGGCUCUGACAGCGAGGACGUGGCCAAGAGGAAAAACCACAACUACCUGGAGCGCAAGCGGCGCAACGACCUCCGCUCCCGCUUCCUGGCCCUGCGGGACCAGGUGCCCGGGCUGGCCAGCUGCCCCAAGACCCCCAAAGUGGUGAUCCUGAGCAAGUCCUCCGAGUACCUGCAGUCCCUCAUCAGUGCCGAGAGGAGGAUGGCGGCUGAGAAGCGGCAGCUGCGGCUGCAGCAGACUCAGCUGCUCAAACGGAUUGCUCUCCUCAAGGGGCAUUAGCGCCCAACGUGUUCCCCGCCCUUGUGGCCACCACCCUGCAGCUCCCUCUCAAUUUGCACAUAUUUUCAAACGUUUUGUUUCGGUUGGGGUUGGUUGUUGAACUGUUGGUCCCGGGGAGCUGGGGCAGAUGGCAGGCACCGCAGGUGGGGUGGCUCUGGCUGUGGGAAUGGGGCCACAGUGUGUGUGUGUGGGGUUGCCCUGUGACAUUGCCUGCCUGGGGCUGGCUUCUCGGCACUGGGUGUUUCAAGGGUUUCUUUUCUCCUUGUCUGCCCUCAGUGAAGCUUUCUCAGGUGAGUGCUUCAAUUCCUGGGCUUAACUCCACAAAAAUUGCUCCACCAUCGUUGGGCUGCCCGGGGAGGCAGUGGAGUCCCUGUCCCUGGAGGCAUUUAAAAGGCACUUGGAUGAGGAGCUUAGGGACAUGGUCUAAGAGUGGUGUAGAGAGAGAUGCUAGGCUGUGGUUGGACUCUGUCUCAAGGCCUUUCCAACCAGGAGAUCCUACAAUUCCCCCUCCCUCUUUGCCAUUUGCCACUCACAGCAUCUCUGGGAGCUGCCCCUGAGCGUCCAUCUCGCACCCUAAAAAUCCCAAGCACCACUGUCUGCAUCUGCUCAGGGGAACAGCUGGAGACAGACAGAGGGAGCCCAGCACGGGGCACACGUCUGGAUGGAUGCCCAUGAGGUGGUGGCAGUGGGAUGUGUCUCUCCCCAGGGCCAGCAGCACCCCGUGGGUGACCCCCUCGCUCGGCUGGACCGUACCUCACUUUCUUACCACUUCACGCAGUAGCUUGUCUUGGAUUUUAUGUUCUAGAAACUGAUGCUGCAACUGCAAGUCUUAUACUGGAGGCUGUGUUUUUAUACUGUAUUUUUGUACCACUUUUUGAGAAGUAUUGGUAAAGAGUUUGCUUUUUUAUAUAUAUAUAUAAUUUUUUUUUUCCCUUUUUGAGGGGGAGGAGGGUUCCUGCUGUGGGGGAAGGGCUCAGUCCUGCUGCACUUUAAGGAGAUCAGGAAGGGGCUGGCUUCUGUCAGACCCUUGAGCUGAGCCCUCAUGGAGGCCCCCUUGCAGCUCUCCAAACCACCCGUUUGCAAUAACAGGGGAUUUUUUUUUUCUCUUUCCCCUUUCCCAUCCUUGUGAGCAUCCUUGUGUCCCACUUUCCCAUCCCUGUGAGCACCUCCUCACCAACAGCCACUUAAAAUCCCCAGCGAAGCUUUGGGCUUUGCAGGGAGCCUGGCUGGAGGGGCAGGGUGGGGGAGUGGGGAGGAUUGUGCUGCCUUUGUGCCCCCCCCCUUGCCUCUGUCGUCCUGCCGCCCAACUGUGGUGGGGUAAGGUGGGUGGCAGGGUCCUCCAUCCCCUCCCUGGGGGUGCUGGCAGGGGUGACAGCAUGGGACAGCACCCUUGGGUCCCUGCUGACCUGCUGAGAACCGUUAGAGUUAACACUGUGGUCGGAUUUAGCACUUUCUUCAUUACCUCACGCUUCAUAAAUAAAUAAGUUUGCAACA
Molecule: messenger RNA, 2768 nt
Organism: Pogoniulus pusillus (Red-fronted tinkerbird)
Lineage: Eukaryota; Metazoa; Chordata; Aves; Piciformes; Lybiidae
Gene: MYCL
Product: MYCL proto-oncogene, bHLH transcription factor
Exons: 2
Coding region: 204-1274 (356 amino acids)
Biological process (GO): regulation of transcription by RNA polymerase II
Molecular function (GO): RNA polymerase II cis-regulatory region sequence-specific DNA binding; protein dimerization activity; DNA-binding transcription factor activity, RNA polymerase II-specific
Source: RefSeq, a predicted model, not a curated record